UUCCCGCCAAGAAGCUGUCAAUUGUCAAAAAAUCGAGGCAAGUUGCUUGGAAGUAGGGGUUAUUUAUUUUCUUUAUUUUAUUGUAUUAGUAAAAAUCAGUGAUAAAAAUUUUGACGAUGGCGAAACCUGAAGAGAAUGAAGAAUAUUGGAUUGAAAAGAUGAAUGUGUUGUGCUCAGAUUUGAAUGUAGACCCUGCUGCUGCGAAAAAGUCUAAGGAAUCAUUUUUAGAAAUUAAACGAAAUUAUACUUUGGAUGGUGAUUCUUUACAUUGGAUGGCUUGUGCUAUGUACGUAGCGUGUCGAACAUCGAUGACUCCAACAGUCCAGUCGGGAUCAGCUGUAGAGAGCAAUUGUGUGAGCCUCACAAGGCUACUAAGACUAUGCAACAUAAGUUUGAUCCAGUUUUUCACAAAAAUCAAGAAUUGGAUGGAAAUGGCAUCAAUGCCAAAUGAUUUCAAAGAAAGGAUUUCACGGUUGGAACACAAAUUUGCAGUUUCAACUGUCUUGUUUAGGAACUUCCAACCUAUGUUUCAAGAAAUAUUCUCUGGUUUGACCAAUGAGACAAUCAAAUCAAUGAAUAUCAAAAGUAAAAAACACAAAUGGCAACCAUGUUCAGCAAACGCACUGUUUGAGUUCACAUGGUGCCUGUACAUAUGUGUGAAGGGAGAGUUCCAGAACUCCACAGACCUCGUGGAUAUGUAUCACAUGCUGCUUUCAUGCCUGGACUUUGUGUUCUCCAAUGCAUUCAUGGCCAGGCGGAUUGACUUGAUCAACCCAAGUUUUAAAGGAUUACCAAGUGACUGGCUUCAAGACGAGUUUGAAGUGCCUAAGAAGCCCCCUUGCAUCAUGUCAACGCUGACUGAAAUCAAGUCUGCGUUACCAGUUGAAGCGGCCGCAAUGAAGGAAUAUAAAUGGAAACCGGUCAUCAAAGCUUUUUUUAAAAAAGGGAUCCUCAAGGGUAAUAGUGACCAGCUCCUUGGACUCUUAGAUGUAGCAUACUUUGAUACCAAUCUGAAAUCUUUGAACAAUCUGUAUGAAACUUAUGUUCUGAGUGUUGGUGAAUUCGAUGAGAGAAUAUUUUUGGGUGAACAUGCAAAUGAGCAGAUUGGUACCAAGAGCAAUCCUGCAGUAUCCGGUGAUGAGAUAUCGCAAGUUAUUUCUACAUUUGGACCUAGCGGGCGCGCGUGCCCCGACACGCCGCUGACGGGCCGGGGGUACCUGGGCGCGGCGCGUGAGGCGCUGACGCCGGUGUCGGAGGCGCACAACAGCCUGGCGCGCCUGGCCGCCUACACGCGACACGCCAGGCCCCAGCCCUCGGCGCACCUGCUGCGACUGUUCGCUGAAUGUGGAGUCAACGAAGAAACCAUCAACAACAAUAUAAUUCAGCCAUGCAAUGGUUGGAUGGAACAGUUCGCGAAUAGCCUGAGGGAGUCCAACUGCAGUGAGCAGACCAUUCAGUUCCGCUGUAACAUGGUCACGUGCUUGUACUACAAAGUUUUCGAACAUAUCAUUAGGGAGGAACACAGGAAAAAGCCACAAGUGUCAUUACAAAUGCUACUAACGCAAGAGACGUACCAACUCACAGUGUACGCGUGUUGUACAGAAGUGGUUUUACACGCGUACGGCGUGCACUCGCUUCGCUUUCCUCGCGUGCUCCAAAUAUACGGCCUUAGCGCCUUCCACUUCUAUAAGAUCAUUGAGCUCGUAGUCCAAGCCGUCGUAGAAAAACUCAGCAGAGACGUCAUCAAGCAUCUGAACACAGUGGAAGAGGAAGUUCUAGAGUCACUGGUCUGGACCUCAGACAGCCCCCUGUGGGACCAACUGGCUAAAUACCCUGUGCCUGCAUCGACAGACGUCUACGUUCAAGAAUCGCCCUUAAGUCGCCGGAAUAAUAAUUCUAUCCUGUCACUCGAAUCUGCAGCUAUAGAUAGGUUUUUGUCUCCGAUGGCUGAUCAGACGAAGAGACAGCUGUUCAAAGACAAUAUCAAACCUGGGCAAUCACUUUUAGCUGUAAAAUCAGAACCAAAUUCAUCAGAACCGUCCACAAGUGCUUCCAAUGGCGAUCCUUCGCUUACUCCUAAGAAAUCGAACAAUUCACUAAAUCUGUUCUUCAGAAAGUUCUACAGCCUGGCAGUGGUGCGUAUGAAUGAUUUGUGCGCGAGACUACGGCUGGCCGGCGACGAGCUCAAGCGAAAAAUCUGGACGUGCCUCGAGCACGCGCUCAUGAAGCAGUCGCAACUCAUGCGCGACCGCCAUCUUGACCAGAUCCUCAUGUGCACCGUCUACGUCGUUUGCAAGGUAUCAAAUAACGCAAACAAUCCUGUGGAAAGAACAUUUGCAGAAAUCAUGAGAUGUUACAGACAGAGACCUUUAGCUGAUAAUCAUGUUUAUAGAUCUGUGUUAAUCACCCCUGCGACUGAAGACAGCCCUGCAGAAAGAAGUGAUUUAAUCAAGUUUUACAAUAAAGUUUAUGUGCAAUGUAUGCAAGACUUCGCUCUUCGAUUUGCUGGAAGACAAAAAGAGGAGUGCUGCCUUUCCCCGCUGCCGGCCGGGCGCGGCGACGCGGCGUACUCGCCGGCCGGCCAGCGCGUGUCCGAGCGGCACCAGGUGUACGUCAAGCCGCUCACGUCGCCGCUGCCCGCCCACCACCACCUCACCUACCGCUUCAGCCGCAGCCCCGCCAAGGACCUGCACGCCAUCAACACGAUGGUAUCUUGCGAGGUGGGCGGGCUGAAGCGCGGCGGCGGCGCGGGCGGCGCGGCGCUCAAGCGGCCCCGCCUCGGCGCCGCCGGCGUCGCGCGCAAGCUACACGGACUCAUGACCGACCGCCAGGCUGUCUAGCGGCACAUCAAAUCAUUUACCACAUGCGAGAAGCGAAGAAGUUCAAUGAAGUUUUACAGAAGUCUUUUUAGUUUUUACCAAAAAAAAUCGUUCUCCGCUCUCUAGCCAUAUCGUUUUAUUGUUCAAUAACGUUGACGAAUUAUAAAAAAAUCAAUUUUAUCUAAACCGACAAAGAAAAAGUAAUAGAACUAUUAAAACUUGUCACAAUGGGAGAAACUCCUUGGACUGGUUCCAAGUAAAUCAUGAAUUGGUGCUACAUUUAACAUGAAUAAUUUUAUCAGUAGACAAUAUCCACGCUGAUGUCACUGCAUUCAUAGAGCACAUCCAUUUUGAUCUCAUUUAUUUGUUGAGUGUGAAUAGUAUUGAUAAUGCAUAAUUCGGUGGAUACUGAUAUUUGAUAUUUGCGUGAAAUAUCUGCCUUACGAACUUUGAAAGCCUUCUUGUAGUUUGGAGACGAGAGGUGAUGCAAUGUUAAAUAUUAGUAAGCCCCUGUAUGUACUAAGUUGCUCAUUGGUUUUAUAAUUAAGAUUUAAAUUUAUUAAAUACUUUAGUUUCAUGAUUUUAUAUUGAAGCCAUAGUUAUGUUAUCAAUUAGCUGUAUAACUGACUAAGAUAAAAAUAUUAUAUUCCAAAUUUAUUAUUGUAUGUACAUUAUUGAGUACCAAUACUUACAGUAUAAGACAGACUUGACUGAGAUUUGCCAUAAAAUAUUUUUUAACUCAAAUAAAACACAAUAUUGCAUGUUUGACCAUAUUUAAGUUCCUUACAGUGUAUAUGACUCUUUAUCUUUAUCCUCCUUCGUUUGUGUUAUCUUAUUAUUUUAUUUACUAUUAGUUUGUAAGUAAUCGGAGAAAAGGAUAAAAUCAAUUUGUUUUAACUUCCAAUCAAAAUUAUAUGACUGUAUAUUUCGUACAUAACUAAUGUAUCAUGUAUUUUAAUCUUAGAAUAAACAAAAAUUCCAA
Messenger RNA from Ostrinia furnacalis (Asian corn borer), 3801 nucleotides. RefSeq names its product retinoblastoma-like protein 1. The transcript has 18 exons. Gene Ontology annotation, biological process: negative regulation of G1/S transition of mitotic cell cycle; cell differentiation; regulation of transcription by RNA polymerase II. The record is from RefSeq and is a predicted model, not a curated record. Gene Ontology annotation, cellular component: chromatin; transcription regulator complex; nucleus. NCBI's taxonomy places the organism in Eukaryota, Metazoa, Arthropoda, Insecta, Lepidoptera, Crambidae. Bases 117 to 2840 code for a protein of 907 amino acids. Gene Ontology annotation, molecular function: RNA polymerase II transcription regulatory region sequence-specific DNA binding.